AUGCCUGAAGUUGCCGACGACACACCUGUACACCUCACCGAGGUCGAUGUCGACCUCGACGUGCAAGAGAUUCUCCUUGCCGCAUCACAGCAUGAUCUCACUAAGCUGCGCAAUCUACUCCGCACCCAAUCCGGUCUGCCAGACGCAGCGAACGUGAAAGACUCCGAGUCCGGCUUCUCACCUCUCCACGCCGCACUCGCCGCUUGCGAGCGCGACACGGACGACGAAACACAGAAUGGCGCCAGCAGCGAGGCAAUCUCAGAGUCAAACCCCAAGGGACUAGACACAGAGACUCUGAAGUCAGCGGUACUGACCGUCAAGUUCCUCCUGCAGGAGGGCGCCAUCUGGAAUGAGCUCGACUCGAAGAACGAGACGCCUGGCUGUCUCGCUCGCCGCAUUGGAGCUCUCGAGCUGUACGACCUGAUUGUCGACGCGGGUGUGCGCGCAGAGCUCUUGCUGAACCGUCUUGACGCCUACGAGGAGCUAUCCGACGGCGACGAGGAAGAGGAGAAGGAAGAGGGCGAGGGCGAAACCGAAACCGAAGCCGCCCCCGAACUUGUCGAUGCCUCGGCCGAACCUGCGAACCCAGACGUGAGCAACCCACAAUAUCUGGAGUCGAGCCUGAACAUCCAGAAUGACCGGAUUCUGGACGGAGACCAGAACGGUGUGAUGAUGGCCUGGGAAAGUGACAUCAUGCGCAAGUCUGCUAAGGCUCUCCUUCCCACGCCUGGCCUGAAGGUUCUCAAUAUCGGUCAUGGCAUGGGUAUUGUGGACGGAUUCUUCCAGGAGCAACAGCCUGCGGCGCACCACAUCAUCGAGGCGCACGCCGAUGUCGUUGCGGAGAUGAAGCGACGCGGAUGGGACAGCAAGCCUGGUGUUGUGAUUCACCAGGGUCGCUGGCAGGAUAUUCUCCCUGGUCUGGUGGCCGAGGGAGAGAUGUUCGAUGCUAUUUACUACGACACAUUUGCCGAGUCCUAUGCUGAUUUCCGCGAGUUCUUCUCUGAGCAGGUCAUUGGUCUGCUUGAGCAGGAGGGACGGUGGGGAUUCUUCAAUGGCAUGGGUGCUGAUCGACAAAUCUCUUACGACGUCUACCAGAAGGUUGCAGAGAUGGAUCUGUUCGAAGCUGGAUUUGAUGUGCAAUGGGAGGAGAUUGCUGUUCCCAAGCUCGAGGGCGAGUGGGAGGGCGUUCGCCGUGCCUACUGGGUCGUAGAUGAUUACAGAUUGCCGCUGUGCAAGUUUAUGGAUUAA
Penicillium brevicompactum is the source of this 1248-nucleotide messenger RNA. RefSeq names its product protein-arginine N5-methyltransferase (gene rmt2). Gene Ontology annotation, molecular function: protein arginine N5-methyltransferase activity. The record is from RefSeq and is a predicted model, not a curated record. The transcript has a single exon. Bases 1 to 1248 code for a protein of 415 amino acids. Gene Ontology annotation, biological process: peptidyl-arginine methylation. Gene Ontology annotation, cellular component: cytoplasm; nucleus. Lineage: Eukaryota; Fungi; Ascomycota; Eurotiomycetes; Eurotiales; Aspergillaceae.